Messenger RNA from Dermacentor albipictus, 3267 nucleotides. RefSeq lists its product as uncharacterized. NCBI's taxonomy places the organism in Eukaryota, Metazoa, Arthropoda, Arachnida, Ixodida, Ixodidae. The record is from RefSeq and is a predicted model, not a curated record.
UUCAGCAAAAAAAGAGACCGGUUCUUGUUUAUGCGCCAUUUGAACGUGCCCAACACGUGACGUCUGUGCAUCUCAUUUGCUUGUUAUUGCCGCGCGCGUGUGUAAGCUGCGUGCUCCUUUGGUGCGUAGGGUGCAGUAUUUUGUUGUGAGUGUUGCUGGCAGCCGAGUGGUCCGCCAGUCCACAUUUUUCACCGUUUAUGAAAGCCGGAGCAAACCAAAGGCCUGCCUGAAGCAGCUUUUGUCACUUUCAACCCAUCAUGGAUCCUUUCAUCAAGCUUUUCGUGGAGUGUGUCUGUUUCAGUUUUGUCCUCAAUCUGGCACACACUUUUGAUGAUGAAUUUGAUGCUAAAAAAUGGCACGAGAUACACCAGGUACAUACCCCGCCCCUGGAACACACCCCAAUAAGUGUGCCUAUUGAAGUGAUCAUUGGUUUCUCUGUCAUGGCGGUGUUGGUACUGACCUGUUUCAUCAUAAGCUGCGCCUGCCAUCGAAGACACCCUGAGUGGUUUCCAACAAGACCUCGCACUCUACCACCACUGCUACCGACUGGACCUCCAGUGACAUCGGGGGCAACUACACAAGGAGUAUAUGCUCCAUUCCCAGGAACAACUCCAGCUCCAGUUGCACCGCCGCAAGUGUACACUCUGGUUCCAGGUGCAGCUCCAGUGAUGUUGUAUCCACAACAGACUUACUAUCUGCAGACAAAUGUGCCACACCCACAGGGCGGUGUCAACGCAAGUAACACCAUGGCAUCUCCGGCACAGCUGCCGUCUGCUACACCGCUGCCAUCACAGCCUGCACCACGCUCUCGUUACGGACACGCAAAUUCCAAGGAUAUCUCCAAGGUGCCGCUGUGCCAUGACUGGUGAAGCUGCGAAGCUCUUUCGUGGCUUUGCUCUUUACCCUUGCAUUACCUUUGCACAGAAGUGCUUGGUAUUGUUAUCACAUGUCGGACCUGCCACAGUGAACCAGUUGCCAUGGAUUUGUGCUGCUGAGCUCGAGAUUGCGGGUUCAAUACGGGCCACGGCGGCUACAUUUCAAUAGGGGCUAAAUGCGAAAACAUUUGAUCAUUUAGAUUUAGGUGCGCGUUAAAGAACCCCAGGUUGUCAAAAAUCAAUCCAGAGUGCCCCACUACAGCACACCUUUUAAUCAUAUUGUGCAUUUUGCACGUAAAGCUCCAGCAUCUAAUUUAUUUUUAAUUACAUGUCUGGCAAAAGUUUGCUUUUUGCAAUGUGGAUAUAUCAAAGUUCAAUUUGCAGGCAAAGUGCAAGACAAUGCCGGGGCUGUUAUAGCAUUGUGACUUGCCUAUAUUGGCAGGAAUUGUAGCAACCUUGUUUUGAAGUUGGAGGAGGACAAAUGGUUUUAAUAACAAGCAUGGAUAUAACAAAUUAAAUCUAAAAUGUUUCUCGCCAAUAUCAGUGUAUAAUGAAUAUACGCUUAUACAGUGGAUAUUGGACAUAAUGAACAUAUUUAUCUUCAUGUCAUUUGUGAGAUUAUAACUAUGUUCAUUUGUAUUUCUCUGUAGAUCAGCUGCUCCAUGCUGUUGUUGCUUUUAUCAGAGAAUGGAAUCUCUUUUCAGUGUCACCAGACCCAUAUACAUUUCACUGGCCAGGUUUAUGAGUUUGUCGCCAUGUGUCAUCAAGCUUUAGUAAUUAAGUCGCAUACUAUAUACCACGAUAUAUCAAACCCACAUAUAACAAAUCAUUGUGUAGAACGAAUAGCUGUUAAAUCCUGUUGAAAAUUUUUGUGUAUGUUUACUUUGUAUAUCGAACUACCUAUAUACAAAAUUUUUUGUGAUGUCCUUCAGAUUCGAUAUAUCCGGUAUCGACUGUAUAUCCAUAAGUUUGUUGCUGUGUGUCGCUAAGCUUCAGUAACCUUGGGUCACAUACUAUAUAGUAGUGUAUCCGAGAUAUAUACAACACUUUUUUUUUUCAGGUUGCUGUUCUACAACUACAGUCCUGUUAGCAUACUUGGGAGUUUCAGUGCCAAAUAAUAUUGUGAGCACUGUUAAUAACUUUCAUAUCACAAUUGGGUGUGUUGGCUUCCUCUCUUUCUCUGGAAGGUUUCAUAAUAAAAUGGUUACCACGCAUGUGAUGGAAGUGCGAAUUAGUAACUGUACUAAGUAACUUAUGACAUUGUACCUGUAUGUUGUACCAUCAUCCCAGUUAUGGACUGAGUUGCCAAGUGAACUUAUGUGAUUGCUCACAACUUACUGUUGUUAUUUUACCAUGAACAAGCUCGGUUUUUGUCAUUCACAGUGGGAACCACAGUGCUUCUUCAGUGUGGCUCUUUCGAACAUUUACCGCCCAAAAGUGUUUGCUUCACAUCUGUGUUUAAUGCAGUAAUUCACUGGGAUCAACUUGAUCUGCGUCUCUUCCAGUGAUGGGACAUAUAGAGCACACUGUAUUAAGGAAAAAUAAGGAAUGCGUAACACAAAAUUGCGUGUUUCUUAUUCUUUGUCCUCAUUUUAAUACUCUCUUGGUCAUUUCCUAAUGCAGCUGUGGUUAGAAGCACCACUUCUAUUUUUUUGCAUUUCACUUUUUAAAUGUUAGUGUAAACCAUGCGACAGAGGUGUACAUGAUAUUAUGGUAAAAUGAGGGGUUGAGUACAAGAGGGGGCUGGAGGGGUUGAGAGGAUGCCAUUUCAUGUACCCUUCAGCAAACCAUUUAUGAAAAGCAGAUCCCGCACCACCUUCUUUGAACAAGGCCCGGUCUUCAAUCUGUCCGUUGACAUCUGCGUUGUGUGGGUGUUCAUCUCAGCUGGCCUCCAGACUUUCUCAACUCUCAUGGAUCUCAUUUUCACUCUUUCUUGAACUUUACAUUAAAAACAGUGUUUUACAAUUAUGCCUUGUAAAAUUUUUGAUGCCACAAGACAAAUUAAUGUUAAAAGCAGUAUCAAACAUUAUAAUCUGUCCCGAUUGUCUUGUACUGACAGGAAGGUAUCUAUUCCUUCGCUGAAUAAUUCCUUCGAUGUGCGUGUCAACCACAGUCAGUCCUUUUGCAGGUUGCAGAGUGUUGAACUUGCUACUAUACAAUAAGCAACAUUUUUAUUGCCCUGUUUAUCUUCAGGCUUUUAAGACAAGUGUGUAUGUGUCAGUGCUUUUACCUGUGCCUUUUUUUUACACUGUGAUAUGUCAAGACUUUUGCAUCACCAUCUCACUUGACUCUUACACAAUGUGCCUUUGUUCACCAAACUGUGCAUGCCGACCUGUACACCGGUAUCUCAGUUGUUCCCGAGUGAUCAAUAAAGAUAAUUUACCAUUACGUA